This is a messenger RNA of Rhizophagus irregularis DAOM 181602=DAOM 197198, 3595 nucleotides long. RefSeq lists its product as uncharacterized. Gene Ontology annotation, cellular component: cytoplasm; nucleus. Gene Ontology annotation, molecular function: ATP binding; protein serine/threonine kinase activity. The record is from RefSeq and is a predicted model, not a curated record. Gene Ontology annotation, biological process: signal transduction; protein phosphorylation. NCBI's taxonomy places the organism in Eukaryota, Fungi, Glomeromycota, Glomeromycetes, Glomerales, Glomeraceae.
AUUCCACAUUGUCGCAUUGCCACUUUUAAAUAGUGACCGCCCUUUUCUUGUUUCUACAAUUAGUGUACAAUAUGCAGAUCAACCAACCAUUCUGUUGAGUUACUCUUCCCUAUCGAACAAACUAUCAAAACCCGGCAUAUUAUUAAAAAAUUGUUGAUCUACUCUAAAAUUUCUGCAUAUCAAUUUUUUUCUUGUCGUGCUUCUUCCAUUUAAAUUUUCUCUUGAUUUUAUAAUUAUUUUAGGAAGAAGGCUAUGGGGGAUAUUGACUCUAGGAUAAAAUCUAUCAAUGAAAAAAUUAAAAAGGAGGAGCAAAUGCGGUUAGCUGCCGUACGGGUAAAGUCCUCUACUCAAAACUCUAUGGUUCAAGCUCAGGCUGAGCAGAGUAUAGUAGACGCUUCAAGACAUAUUGAUUAUUUAACGAAAGAAUUAGAAAAAUUGCAAAUAAAACAGCGAAAUAGUUUACCAUAUCCUGUACAACAAACACCGGGUCAAUAUGGUGGAUAUCAUCACCAAACGCAACAAAUACAGCCACAUGCUUUCAAUUAUCCUCAUGCUCCUGGCGGUCAGCAAAAUUUUCACGGAAACAGCCGCUCCAUUUUGACACAACAGCCUCCUUACGAAGAUCCAGAAUCAAUACCUGUUUCAGGCCGCAAGCCCGUAUUAUCAAAUUUGGACCUUAUCAAAUCGGAUACGCCUAUUACGAAUACGAAGGUAUCUUUGAAACUACAUGAACUCGAAUUUAAAAUCGGAGUCGAACAGAAACUUAAAGAAGGCUCGGAAAAGAUGAUGGAAGCGGUAACUUUAUCAAAUCCAAAAGACAGAAAAAGUAUCCAAGAAGUAACGGUAAAAACUUUGGAAAGUCAAGAAAAACUUUCGAUACUUAAGAGAUCGUUGCAGAAAUAUAAACAAUUAUAUAUUGGUGAAGGUGAUGAUGAUGAUGAGGACGAAGACGAAAGGGCAAAGAGAAUAAACCCCGGGAUGCGACGUCCAGUAACAGGAAAACUGGAUAUUCGUAUACUUCAAGCUCGAAAUGUUCCUCACACACCACUGCGUACACCAGGAAAAGCUCCAGAUACCACAGUAAUUGUAAAAAUUGAUGGUACAACAAAAGGGAAAACACGUGUUACCCGCAAUGAUAAAUGGAAUGAGGACUUCGAAUUUCAUGUUGAGAAAGCAAGUGAAAUUGAGAUUACAUUAUAUGAUAAGACCUCAGAACAACAUCAAGUACCUAUUGGUUUAUUAUGGAUAAAAAUUUCUGAUAUUGCUGAAGAGCUUAGAAAGAAAAGAAUUGAGGCCGAAAGCGGUCCUGGAUGGGUCACGGCUUCGAAUGCUCAAUUUGAGACGGGUUCUCCCACUGCCACUAAUAAUAACGGACCUUAUGGAGAUACUUAUAGCGUUCCGUAUGCUGUUGCAAGAACUCAACAAGGAAUCGGAACAACAUAUUUACCCGACGGUAUCGAAGCUUGGUUUGAGGUUGAGCCAGCUGGUCAAAUAUUGCUCAAAUUAGACUUCGUUAAAGAAAUUGCUCGCAAAAGACCUGAUCUUGGUAGACAAGGUGCUGUUCGUAAGCGAAAGGGAGAAGUUCAUGAACAAAAUGGCCACAAAUUUAUUCAGCAGAUAUUUUAUCAGGUUAUGAAAUGUGCUUAUUGUGAAGAAUUGUUCGUGAACGAAGGUUAUCAGUGUGAUGAUUGUAAAUUAACUUGUCACAAGAGAUGUUACACCAAAAUCGUCACAAAAUGCAUCUCUAAAUCAAAUAACGAAGUGGAAUCUUUGCAGCUUAUUAAUCAUCGCAUUCCUCAUCGCUUUGAAGGUAUAACUAAUAUUACAGCCAAUUGGUGUUGUCAUUGUGGUUAUAUUCUUCCAUUAGUCAAGAAGGGAGCUAAAAGAUGUACUGAAUGUAAUACUACUUGUCACGCAAAAUGCACUCAUCUUGUUCCUGAUUUCUGUGGAAUGACAAUGAAGCGUGCGAGUGAAAUGAUUGAUCAAAUCCAACGCGCUACAUCUAUUAAAACUAAUAAAAUAAGCACCGAUUCUCCCCAUCUCAAAGAACAUCCUCCAUUACAAAAUCCAAAUCCACCAUUGCCCCCUUCCCCGAACCAAACACAAUUUCAAUAUCCUCCACCACAACCAACUUAUCCUCCUCCUCAAGGUCCAGAAAACACUUAUAGUGUUCAGCCUAUACAACCUCAAUAUAAUUUACAAGGUCCGGUUAGUUCAUAUAAUCAGCCGAGUCACGUGUCGGUGAUAUCUUCACCGGUUCAACAAAAACCUCCGUCUCAAGGAGCGACCUACGUUCAACAAAGUCCGCCAAUGCAACAUCAAGUUCGAAAUACACCUACUACUACUCCACCUCCACCUCCACCUCCAAAUCCGAACGAAUCCAUAAUUCAAAAAAAUCGUAGAGUCGGGUUAGAUGACUUUAAUUUUCUUGCCGUAUUGGGUAAAGGAAAUUUCGGGAAGGUUAUGCUUGCCGAAGAAAAAUAUACAAAACAACUUUAUGCUAUUAAGGUGCUUAAAAAGGAGUUCAUUAUCGAAAAUGAUGAAGUAGAAAGUACACGAUCCGAAAAACGAGUUUUUCAAGCUGCUAACCGAGAACGACAUCCGUUCUUACUUGGCUUACAUUCAUGUUUCCAAACAGAAACUCGUAUUUACUUUGUUAUGGAAUAUGUUAGCGGUGGUGACUUGAUGUUGCAUAUCCAAAGAGAACAAUUUACUUAUCGACGAGCACAGUUUUACGCUGCCGAGGUCUUACUUGCUUUGGAAUAUUUGCACAAAUCGGGUAUUAUAUAUAGAGAUCUUAAACUCGAUAAUAUACUGCUAACAUUGGAUGGCCAUAUUAAGAUUGCUGAUUACGGUCUUUGUAAAGAAGAAAUGUGGUGGGGCAGUACUACCAACACAUUCUGUGGAACACCUGAAUUUAUGGCUCCUGAAAUUCUUUUGGAACAACGAUAUGGUCGUGCAGUUGAUUGGUGGGCUUUUGGUGUUUUAAUUUAUGAAAUGCUCCUUGGACAAUCACCAUUCCGUGGGGAUGACGAGGAUGAAAUAUUUGAUGCUAUUUUAGAGGAUGAAAUCCUUUACCCAAUUAAUAUGUCUCGAGAUUCAGUAUCAAUAUUACAGAAAUUACUUACUCGUGAACCUGAAAAACGUCUUGGAUCGGGACGCGGUGAUGCCGAAGAAAUAAAGCGACAUCCUUUCUUUAAAGGAGUGAACUGGGAUGAUAUGCUUGCCAAGAAAGUACCACCACCAUUUUAUCCUUCAAUUUCAUCUCCCACUGAUACAUCAAAUUUUGAUGAGGAAUUUACACGUGAGGUACCGGUUCUUACACCCGUUCACAGUCAUUUAAAUGCUGAAGCACAGGAAGAGUUUAAAGGCUUUUCAUAUGUUUCAGAUUGGGUUGUUGGUAGUUAAAAUUAUAAAUAAGGAAGUUAAUAUGAAGCAAUUUUUUUAUCUUUGAUUAUAUCCAAUAUUAUUAUUUUAUUCUAACAAUUUGAUAUUAUUUAUAUUGUAUUUUUUUUUAUUUUUGAAUGGUAUUUUUAUUUUUUUGAAUAUAAGAUACAAAAAGUGAAUUUAUAGUUAUGUAUAUGUACAGCUGUAU